Messenger RNA from Vigna umbellata (rice bean), 843 nucleotides. RefSeq lists its product as uncharacterized. NCBI's taxonomy places the organism in Eukaryota, Viridiplantae, Streptophyta, Magnoliopsida, Fabales, Fabaceae. The record is from RefSeq and is a predicted model, not a curated record.
AUGACAAAGGAAGUAUGGGAUAUAGUGCAAGAGGGCUAUGGCAACUCUGGAAUGGGCAAGAAGAUCAUGUUGAAAUAUCUACAAAGGCAUUAUGAACUCUUGAGCAUGGUAGAGCAAGAAACAGUUGUUGAGUAUGUUGGAAGAAUCCAAGUCGUGGCUAACGCGAUGAGAGCUUGUGACAAGAUAAUAAAAGACCAGAAGAAUGUUGAGAAAAUACUCAGAACCUUAACACCUCAGUAUGAUCAUAUUGUUGUAGCCAUAGAAGAAUCGCAUGAGCAGAGAUUAAUAGAAAGAAAGAUUGUAGGAAAGGGUGUAAUUCAAGGCACAAAUCAAGACUUGCAAGCCAUAAAUAAUCAAAGUUUCAAGGGCCAUGGAGCUGGAAGGGGCAGAGGGAGAUCACGAGGUGGAGGAACUGGAGGUAACAAUGUAAAACCCUCUGAACAAACCGCGAAAGACAAUGGCAGUGAACAAAAGGAGGGAAACAAGAGAGGAGGAAGGCAAUUUAGAGGUAGAGGCAGAAAAGGCUAUGAUAAAAGAAACGUUCAAUGCUACACCUGUAACAAAUACGUGUACUAUUCUGCAGAGUGCUGGCCCAACGAAUCCACGAAGAAAAACAAGAAUGAUGAAGCGGCUAACCUUGCACAAGACACUUGUGAUUCAGAGUCUGAUCAUGUAUUAUUAAUGAGCAAUGUGGAAGAGGCUGAAGAUGAUUUGUGUUGGAGGUUGAUGCGAGACAGGUGUGUAAAAGAACAAGAUCGCUUGCGAGACAGGUGUACCCAGGAUGUGAGUCAUGCACUGGACAGGUGUAAUUGUGAAGAUGACCAUAUGUUGCUGUCGAAAUAA